This is a messenger RNA of Aegilops tauschii subsp. strangulata, 2741 nucleotides long. RefSeq lists its product as uncharacterized. Gene Ontology annotation, molecular function: protein binding; zinc ion binding. Lineage: Eukaryota; Viridiplantae; Streptophyta; Magnoliopsida; Poales; Poaceae. The record is from RefSeq and is a predicted model, not a curated record.
UCCCAGUCUAGGGUGCGCGUGAGCACGAGCCCAAAUCGGUGCCCAAACCCUAGCCGCACGGCCAGAUCGUCGGCGUCUCCCGUAGCCCCACCCCACCCCACCCGCCGUCUUCCCCUCUCGACGCGGCCUCGCUUCUCACGUGCCGGUUCGGUAACCCUAACGCGGCGCCGGCGGCCGGCGUGCGGGGCAGCAGGCUUCGGCGCCGGGUGGGCCGUUGGGGCAAGCUGCAGUUGCGAGGUGCGUGUCGGCGUCAAGUUCAAGCGAGCAGUGGGGCAGUGUCAGGCGGAGCGGCAGCAUCAGUGAAGCUCAAGUUCAAGCUAAAGAUCAUCUCAGGGAUCUUUGGAUUGGCUAUAUCAUCUUAAGCCAUGGGGAGCAGACAAAUUGUCGCUGUUCUUCAACUAGGUGGAGUAUUCACAACUGAUGAUGAUGGGCAUAUGACCUAUUCUGGCGGAGAGGCACAUGCGAUGCUUGUGAAAAGUGGUUGGACUUUUAAAGCGUUUAAACAUGAGAUAUCUUCAACACUCAAUAACCUCAAGCUUGAUUCCUAUGCAUUCAAAUACUUCCUUCCGAAAAAUAAUAAGACUUUGAUUUCAAUUUCCAAUGACAAAGACCUUAAGCGCAUGGUUGAAUUCCAUGCGGACUCGGAGACAACAGACAUCUACGUCAUUAAGAAGGUUGACAACAGGGUAAAGAGCUCUGUAGCAGACUCCAGUGCUCCUGCAGAUUCUGCUAUAGUAGGGACUACUCCAGAUGGAUCUAAGCGGCAAAAGAUAUGUGCAAGUUGGGAGAACACAAUCACUGGAGUUGGCCAAGUAUUUGAGGGUCCAAAGGAAUUUCGUGAUGCGUUGCACAAGUAUGCCAUUGCACAUAGGUUUCAUUACAGAUUUGUCAAGAAUGACUCUUCUCGUGUUACUGUGGAAUGUACCGAUGAAGGAUGUCCCUGGCGCAUACAUGCUUCCAAAUCUUCUGCAAAUCAGGAGUUCAUGAUCAAGAAAGUGGUUGGGAGCCAUACAUGUGAAUCAGAGACUGUCAAAAGUAAUCGUCUAGCUUCUCAAAAAUGGGUUGCUAGUGUUAUCAAGGAAAAAUUACGUGACAGUCCAAACUACAGGCCAAGAGAUAUUGCAAAUGAUCUCCAGCGUGAAUAUGGACUAAGCCUGAACUAUUCUCAAGCUUGGCGAGGCAAAUUAAUAGCUCGAAAAGAACUUUACAGUCCACAUGAAGAGGCAUGUAAUCAGUUACCUUGGUUUCGUGAUAGAAUUUUCGCAACAAACCCUGGGAGUAUGGCAACAGUAGAGGCAUUGGAAGGUUCAAAGUUCCGCUUCUUUGUUGCAUUCCAUGCCUCCCUUCAUGGUUUUGAGAAUGGUUGCAGGCCUCUUCUCUUUCUUGACGUGAUAACUGUGAAACCAAAUAAGCAUUGGAAACUAUUAGGUGCUACUUCUGUUGAUGGUGAAGGUGAUGUGUUCCCCGUUGCAUUAUCUGUAGUGGAUGACGAGAGUCAAGAAAAUUGGCAUUGGUUUCUUGAACAGCUACAGGCAUCGUUGCCUAUGCCUGGAGACAUAACAUUCAUAUCAAAUGGCAGAAGUGGUCUGUGGGAUGAUGUUUCUCUAAUAUUUCCAGAUAGUUAUCAUGGAUACAAUGUCAACUUUUUCAUUGAAGAAUUUAAAACAAAAUUGGAUGACAGCUGGAGUGAAGAAGUAAAAGAUAUAAUGGUCGAGCAUCUUAAGGAUGCCAUAUAUUCGUGCAGAGUUGAUGAAUUCAAUCAUUAUCUCGAUCUCAUCAAAGCUGAGUCUGAUAAGCUUGCUGAAUGGCUUUUGGAGACUAAACCUGAGCGGUGGUCAGAUGCGUUAUUCAAAGGGUCACGUCUUGGCCAAUACACAUGCAAUAUUUCCGAGACAAUUGCGGAGUGGAUCCCCAACAGAUAUGAGCUCCCGGUAGUGCAGCUGCUUGAUACAAUCAGAUGCAACCUGAUGGAGAUGAUCUAUACACGCAGGGAAUCUUCCAAUACAUGGUCAGAAGUAUUAACACCAUCAGCGAAUCAGAAGCUUCAGGAAGAGAUGAACAAAGCUCUUUCACUCAGUGUUGUUUGCUCAACUGAAAAUGAUGGUAACAAUAAUGUGUUUGAAGUAUGUGAUGGUUCGGUCUAUACGGUCAACAUUGAUACAUGGGAGUGCACCUGCAGAAAGUGGCAUGUGUCUGGGAUUCCUUGCUGUCAUGCCAUCGCUGUGUUUGAGCAAACUGAUCAGAAUCCAGUGGAGUACUGUUCCAAGUAUUUCAGAAGAGAUUACUACCGCAUGACUUACGCCAUGUCAAUCAACCCGAUACCUGAUGUCAUUGUACCUCCUGCAUCAACUGACGUAACGCAGAGCAUGGGAUUGCAACCAUGCCCCAUACUAGCUCGCCGCCAAGUGGGCCGACCAAAGGAAAAGCCAGCUGAUCCUCGUAUUGCAAUUAAAAGGGCGGUGCGCUGCAGCAGGUGCAAGGGCUAUGGGCACAACAAAGCAACUUGCAAAGUCCCUCUCACAACAUAAGUUGUACUUGCUGUUAUCAGUUCCCAGAAUGUACAUUAUGUUGAUAGUUGCUUUCCUUCUCCUUAAUGAACUCUAGUGGUACCUUUAUGUGAAAAUUUUCAUCGUUCAUCUGACAAUGUGCAGAACAUUACCUUGUCUGUGUGGAUCAUAGCCUGAAAUGUGUUGUACUGCUGCUGUGCGUUAUCAUUGAAUAUUUAGAAACAUUUCCUAGUA